AUGAUCUCUGGCACAGAUGUGCAAUCGAAUGUGAAAAAGAUUCCUAUACCAGGUUUGAAAAAUAAGCCGCAGUCUGAUUCCACAAAAUCGCCCUCAUCGCAUCAAGGUCAAGAGGUGGUGGGUGUUAUUGCAGACCAACAUCCUAUAGCUGCACUUAUGAAAGAGGCUGAUGAAGCAUUUCGAGUUUAUGACGAAAGCAGAUCGAAAACUUUCAAGGAGACAGUUUCAAAAUACAGAAGGAAGUAUGGAAGGCAUCCACCGCCCAAAUUCAAGGAGUGGUAUAAAUAUGCUCGGGAUAGGAAGAUCUAUAAUAUUGAUGAUUUUGACCAAGUUAUGGAUGACUUGCGUCCAUUUUGGGGAGUCGAUCCCCCUAUUAUUCGAUCUCAAGCGGCACAUCUCCAUGCCAAUCAUGAUGACGGAAUCUCCGGAAUUCAUAUACGAGCUGGGAAAGUCUGGAAGUUGAGCAAUGAAAAUUGGAGGGCAGAGACUAUGCAAGAUAUGAUUAAGCCCUUUGUCCAACACUUGCCAGACAUGGAUAUUGCCAUGAACAGGUUAGACCAACCACGGCUAGCGAUACCAUGGAAUGAUUUGCAAGCUCUCCUUGCCAAUGAAACUGCAAGUAGACUUAUGUUGCCGGAAGCUGUCGCUGAUUUCACUAAAAAUAUGUCUGGACUGUGGCAAAAGGGGGCAUCUCUCUUUGAUGAAGGGAAGACUGAACCUCUAUUGAAAGACCCAGAGUGGUUCAGAGCACCUGGUCAGCAAUAUAUGUUGAUUGCAAAAGAAGCCUGCCCACCAGAAUCUCAUGCCAGAGGGUCAACAUCUCAAUCUGCCGCAGAGGCCACCUAUAAAAUUCCAGAGGGAGGAUUUAUUACAAAUUUCAACCUUUCUUCUGAUCUCUGUACAAUCGGCCCUGAAGUUCAAGAUUUGCAUGGGUUUUUAUAUGCAAGCAGCACAGUAACGGCCAGUAAGCUUCCACUACCUGUAUUUGGAGAAUGUAAAGUGAAUAUCAAUAAUGAUAUUCUUUUUCCUGCGAACAAAUACUACGAGUAUGAUGAUGUUCGAUAUGCCUACAGCCCGGCAGGUGACGUAGGAUGGGACGACAAGGAGGAUAGUAUGAUUUGGAGGGGUGUCACUUCUGGUGGGACUAAUACGGCAGAAACUUGGAAGAAGAUGCAUCGUCAAAGACUAGUUUUACUCACCAACGGCACUGUUAUGAAAGAUACGAAUGUGGAGAUUAUGGCCAUGGAUCCGAACAAUCCAGGUACAUACAAAUCUUACGGCCAAUUUCAACCUAGCGAAUUCGCCACAAAAUACACGGAUGCGGGCUUCACGGAGCCCGCUUCCUGUGUACCAAAUUGUAGCUUUUACGAUGAUGUCUGGACUUACAAGCCUGGUGUGGAACUUACCGACCAAUUUAAAAGUAAAUAUCUCAUCGACGUUGACGGUCAUUCGUUCUCCGGCCGUUGGCACGCAUUUCUCAAAAGCAAGGGACUUGGUAUUAAAAGUACCAUAUUCAGGGAAUGGCAUGAUAGUCGGUUAUUUGCAUGGAGACAUUUUGUUCCAUUAGAUAACCGAUAUGACGAAUUGUACAGUAUUCUCACCUAUUUUAUUGGAUUGGGAGAUGCAAACUCGAAAGGCAAAGAUGGAAAGCCUUAUGUACAAAGACAUGAUUUCGAGGCGAGAAAGUUGGGAAGACAAGGAAGAGAAUGGGCGAAUAAAGUUUUGAGAAAAGAGGAUAUUGAGAUCUAUCUUUUCAGACUUCUAAUCGAAUACGCCCGUGUAAUUGACGAUAAUCGCAAUACGAUAGGGUACUCUGGGGAUGGUAGAGAGUUGGACAAUUACGAUGAUCAAAAUCCAUUUCCAGAGCAACUUGGGUAA
Messenger RNA from Sclerotinia sclerotiorum 1980 UF-70, 1878 nucleotides. RefSeq lists its product as hypothetical. The transcript has 3 exons. Bases 1 to 1878 code for a protein of 625 amino acids. The record is from RefSeq and is a predicted model, not a curated record. NCBI's taxonomy places the organism in Eukaryota, Fungi, Ascomycota, Leotiomycetes, Helotiales, Sclerotiniaceae.